Molecule: messenger RNA, 808 nt
Organism: Pyrenophora tritici-repentis Pt-1C-BFP
Lineage: Eukaryota; Fungi; Ascomycota; Dothideomycetes; Pleosporales; Pleosporaceae
Product: putative gnat family protein
Molecular function (GO): acyltransferase activity, transferring groups other than amino-acyl groups
Source: RefSeq, a predicted model, not a curated record
ACUCUUGAUCCUCACUCUGAAAUCUGGUGGCGAUGGUAGUGGUUGAUCCCAAAUUGUUCGCAAGGACCGAAAGGUUGCUGCUUAGGCCGUUGCGCCUCGACGACGCAGACGACGUACUCUUGAUGCGCAGACAUCCAGACUGUAUGAAGCAUACGUCAUUACUCCCUUCAGACGAUCUCGAGAGCGCGAGGUCAUGGAUCCAAGGCUGCCAUAACGUUGAGGGUAACUGGAACUUCGCCAUCGAACUUCUCGAGCAACAUGCUGGCCCCCGCGUAAUCGGUCUCAUAGGCGCUGUUCGUGCACCAGAAAUCGGCUACAUGUUCAAUACCUCAUAUUGGGGAUACGGGUACGCAACCGAGGCCCUGCGCGGGUUCAUGCCGCUGUUCUUUGAGCAUUACUCUGGUCGCAAUAUUGCAGACUUCGCGGGGCGACAUUAUGGAGAGGAUAUGAAGGGGGCGGGUACGAACAACAGGGCCACGGAGAACGGAAACACUGCUGAGGGUCCCUUGGCACCACGAUACGACUACGCAGAGGCACAUACGGAUACGGAGUUGGUCUCUAGUCAGAACGUUUUGACAAAGGUUGGAUUCAAGCUUCACGAGAAGAGGGACAAGGAUUUUGAGAACCCGGUGCUUGGAUUAAGGGACUCGUUGGUUUACAGGAUGUAUAGGCCUACAGGCGAAGGAGGGUCAUAGGUUCAAUGUGCAGCCUAGGUAUCCGAGUCUGACGCGAGUCUUCGCGGUGCGGACCUCGUCAUCUGCGCAUUCCGCGCUACCACGGUAUUUUACUCAAUGAAUGAUCAAACCCA